ACUGUAAUGACGAUGACGGAGUGUUGGUGGGCAGGUGGUCGGGCGGAUAUUCGGUUGGUACGGCACCUUCCAAGCGGGUUGGGAGGUGAAGAUUCUCAAACAAUACAUGAGCACGAACCAAACCAGUGAAGUAUGGGUGCGCUGGGUUUACCCUGUGUCCUCACCACAGUGUGUCGGGCGCUAGGAAUCCCUUGUCGGAGUGUCACCAACUUUGACUCAGCCCAUAACACAGACAAGGAACAUCUGAGCAUCGACAUGUACAACUACAAGCUGCCGAAUGGAGACUUUGAAGAAGAAGAAAUAGACUCGGUGUGGAAUUUCCAUGUAUGGAACGAGGCGUGGAUGAGUCGCCCUGACCUGGAGGACUCCGAGGGGAGAGAGGGGGUAUACGACGGUUGGCAGGUCAUAGACGCCACCCCACAGGAGAGAAGUGACGGCGUGUUUCAGUGCGGUCCUUGUCCUGUGGCGGCAGUUAAGGAGGGGCGUGUUCAUGUCGGCCUCGACACUGCUUUCAUCUUCGCCGAGGUGAACGGGGACAGAGUUGAGUGGCUUGUUAACCGGAGCAAAACGAAGUUCAUACAGCUGUCAAGGAAGAAAAACGCUGUUGGCAAGACAUCAGUACCCAUGCGCCGACCGGCAAGCCCUUUCAAUCAGGACGAAGAGGAAAGUGAAAGGCUGGAUAUCACUCAUGAAUACAAGCAUGAGGAAGGUUCUAAAGAAGAACGUGCAGUUGUCCGUCGGGCAGAGCGGGCGUUUAGGUUGGCCAACUUUGAAGGAAAAGAAGGGGAAGAACCAUCACCAAUAGAGGCCAUUGAACUUACAAUAGAAGAGAUUGGCGCCGUGUACUUGGGUUCUGAGUUGGUGUUCAAGUUGACCGCAAGGAACACCGGCGACAUGACUCGCACAGUCUCCAUCGCCAUGAAAUGUAGUAAUUCCGACUACACCGGCAAGUUUGAGGUGGUUUUAGCUGAGAAGAAGGAGACCAAUCUCGUCAUGAAGGUUGGCGCUGUGAAAGUGAUGACCGUGAAGAUUGACACCAUGGAAACUCUCAAGACUGCAAUAGGACGCACAUACACGUGCAGUGUCCUUGCAUCAGUCAAGGAAUCGGACAGCACUCUGAAGACAUCGGAAAGGGUGAAUGUGCGCAAUCCGCCCCUGGAUAUAACGGGACCUGAGAAGUGUAAGAAAGAGGGCGAGGUAACCGUUACUGUGUCCUUGACCAACACCAUGAACGUUCCUCUCACUAAAUGCAAGCUGAGCAUGGAGGGCCGUAUGAAGUGUGUGGACAAGACACAGGAGGAUAUGGAUAUAGGGGACAUCGGUGCGGGGAAAACGUGGUCUGUGAAGAUUUUGCUGAAGAUGGCGAAAGUCCCGGAGAAAAGGCUGAUGAGAUUCAUCAAUAUGGCAUUGUCAAGCGAAGAGAUUACGGAUGUGACGGGGACAUACGCUGUCCAGCUCAUCUGAAUUACUUUCAUCAUUCACAACCUUCGUACUUUGUGCGUCAACGUAUCACCUGAAGGCGAGGACUGCCAAUGCAAACGCCCGUAAAAUCCCUCAGUAUGUCUCAGUAUAUCGGUGUUUCAGAUCGCCAUUGUGACAUUGCUUAUGUCAUAAUUGUGUCUUCCUUAAAAUAGAGUGCAGCAACCGCUCUGUCAACAUUUGUUUUUUUGCAUAUAAAAAUGCCUAUUUUGCUUGUCGAGAUAAAGAUUUGUAACUAUGUAAUUUGCAACAAAUGAUUUUUUUUAGCUCAGUUAGUUUUGCACACAUAAAAUGUAGUCCCUAUUUUAUACAUGGUGUACGUAUUUCCUUCCAUAAUCAUUUGUCUUCUAAAGUUAAAUAAUUGAAAAAUUCAAAUUUAAGUCUUAAAAUGAUGGUGAAAUAGAAGUGUUUUCAUUUGUUGUUAACAUAUAUUUCAUUAAGGGAAUAAGUGUUAAGCUCUAUAGUAAUAAUGAUUGAAAUGUUUGACAAUUAUUUAACAGGAGUAUGUGUUCAGUUAUUGUCGGGAUAACAGUAUUUGGUACUUUUAUAGAUUUCAACAUUUCUCUUUUUGAUGUGUGAGGUUAAGCGUGUAGUUUUGGUUGCACCAGUUAACCCCCCAAUUUCGUUCUUCAAAUUUCACCCAUUUCAGGGGCGGUGUGUGUAGCCUAAGUGGUUAAACCCGGGUUCGAUUCCACAUAUGGGCAUAAUGUGUGUACCCCAUUUCUGGUGUCCCCGCUGUGAUAUUGCUGGAAUAAUGUUGCUACAAGCGGCGUAAAACUAUAUUCACCCACUCUCAUGUUUCACAUCACGUCAGUGAUUAACAUUGCAUGGAAAGUAUCCUUGUAUCUAUUGUAUUUCAGACAAAUAAAAUGUAGCCAAAACC
Messenger RNA from Haliotis rubra (blacklip abalone), 2362 nucleotides. RefSeq names its product protein-glutamine gamma-glutamyltransferase 4-like. The coding region runs from base 133 to 1464 and encodes 443 amino acids. Gene Ontology annotation, biological process: peptide cross-linking. Lineage: Eukaryota; Metazoa; Mollusca; Gastropoda; Lepetellida; Haliotidae. The record is from RefSeq and is a predicted model, not a curated record. The transcript is spliced from 10 exons. Gene Ontology annotation, molecular function: protein-glutamine gamma-glutamyltransferase activity.